AUGAGAAAAGAGGAUCAGGAUUCUCAGAGGUUCUUAUGGAGAGGUUUGGACAAGUCCAAGGAACCGGAGGUUUAUCGUUUAACAACGGUGACUUUUGGUCUCACUUCAUCACCAAUCUCAAGUAUACAGACGAUUCUUGACCACGUGAAGACAAAGAAGGAAUCAUAUCCAAAAGCUGUCGCUGAGAUCGAAGACAACAUCUUCGUUGAUGAUGUUCUUACUGGUGAGGAAUUAGUAGAAGACGCGGCAACUUUAACAACUGAUUUGAAGACUGUUUUGUAUGACGGAGGGUUUUCUUUGCGAAAAUUUAUUUCGAACAAGCCAGAGGCGCUAUCUCAUUUAGAAGAGAGAGACUUAGCUUCAUUUCACAAGGUUGCAACAUUUGCCGAGGAAAGCACAAAGACGCUGGGCGUGAAAUACUCACCACGUGAAGAUGUCCUCAUGUUUUCCUUCCUUGAGAGAAUGGACGAUAGGCCGGUGGAGACUCGUCGUUCUGUUCUACAGCAGUUACACAGAGUAUACGAUCCGUUAGGAAUGCUUUCUCCGUUCACCAUAAAGGCAAAACAGAUUUUCCAGAGAACAUGGCUGACACAAGGGACAUGGGACGACCCUUUACCCGAGGAGCUAGAUCAUGAAUGGAGGACUUGGAAGGAACAAGUUGAGAUCCUCGAUGAAAUCAAAGUUCCUCGAUGCCUCAAACCUGAAGAUUUCCAGAAUCCAAUUUACUCCCUCCAUGGUUUUGGCGAUGCGUGCGAAGCUUCCUACGGCAGUGCAAUCUAUCUCUUGGCUGAAGAUAGACCAUCUGGAAGGAAGUAUUCUACACUGCUCUUUUCAAAGACUCGUCUGUCUCCUAUUGGGAAGAGACGUAGCAUUCCUGAGCUGGAACUCAUUGCCGCGCUCAUCAAUGCUAGACUGGUGACAUACGUCAGAAAUUAA
This is a messenger RNA of Lineus longissimus, 936 nucleotides long. RefSeq lists its product as uncharacterized. The transcript has a single exon. NCBI's taxonomy places the organism in Eukaryota, Metazoa, Nemertea, Pilidiophora, Heteronemertea, Lineidae. The record is from RefSeq and is a predicted model, not a curated record. Bases 1 to 936 code for a protein of 311 amino acids.